UCAAGCAUCAGUAGCACCAGACAGGAAUGGUUCAUUUAUUUUUUGUAUGUCCGUGACCUUGGCCCAAAUUCCAUCCCAUGACAGGGAUGGAGAGGAACCGUGUAAUCUCGGAUAGAAAUAGAUUUGCCCUCUGGUUUAAAGGAACCAAGAUAGGACAAACCUAUGCUGAGCAGAGCUUUUUAGGAUGCGAGACAAUAAAUCCAUAACGAUUUCUGUUUUAGACAGAUGUUUCUUGACACACACACAUACACACAGACCCCCGCUUCCUUAGCAAACUUAUUAUUAAUGACUUCCCAUGGUGGAAGUGGUGAGUGUGAUAUGACAUUGUUUCCUGUUGUACUUGAAAUAAUCGCAGAUGCGCUUUACAAAACUGGAUACGAUCACACAGUUCCCUCAUCAGUACACAGAGAAACAAUCACUGCACUGAAGAGUUUAGAGGAACGCUGUCAGCGGAUCCUGCAGGAGAUGGAGGGGUCUUUGACGGCUCGGGACAGGGUGGGCAUUCAGGACUUUGUUCUCCUAGAUGCCUACACCAGUGAGACAGCAUUUAUGGACAACGUCAGAAAACGGUUCAACGAGAACCUCAUAUAUACCUACAUCGGGACCCUCCUGGUGUCAGUUAAUCCAUAUAAGGAGUUGGGUAUCUAUACCAAGAAACAAAUGGACAUUUAUAUGGGAGUCAACUUUUUUGAGCUGCCUCCUCAUAUAUUUGCACUUGCUGAUAACGUUUAUCGGACAAUGAUUAGUGAAACCAACAACCACUUCAUCCUCAUCUCUGGUGAGAGUGGUGCUGGUAAGACAGAGGCCUGUAAGAAAGUCCUGCAGUUCUAUGCAGUAAGCUGUCCCAGCACUAGACUCCUGGACAACGUAAGAGAUCGGCUCCUUCUUUCCAAUCCGGUGCUGGAGGCUUUUGGAAACGCCAAAACCCUGAAAAAUGACAACUCGAGUCGAUUUGGAAAGUAUAUGGACAUACAGUUUGACCAUCAGGGAGCAGCUGUCGGUGGCCACAUCUUAAGCUACUUACUGGAAAAGUCAAGGGUGGUCCACCAAAAUCAUGGAGAGAGGAACUUCCACAUCUUCUAUCAGUUAGUUGAGGGAGGGGAGGAUGAGCUUCUUCGCUGGCUUGGUUUAGAGCGAAACUGUCAGAACUACCGCUAUCUUAUUCAGGGAGAAUGUGCCAAAGUGAGCUCCAUUAAUGACAAGAGUGACUGGAAAACCGUACAGAAAGCUCUUACUAUCAUUGAGUUUAGUGAAAAAGAUAUAGAGCAUCUGUUUGCGAUCAUUGCCAGUGUCCUUCAUCUCGGGAAUGUUCACUUUGAGGCCAGUUCUCUGGGUUAUGCCACAUUAAACAGCAGUGCAGAAGUACACUGGCUGUCAAAGUUAUUGGGCAUACCCUCAAACAUGUUACAGGAGGGUUUAACUCACAGGAAGAUUGAAGCCAAAGCAGAAGAGGUUCUAAGCCCUUUUACAGCUGAACAUGCAAAGUAUGCCAGGGAUGCACUUGCCAAAGCCAUCUAUGGCCGCACAUUCUCAUGGCUCGUUAAUAAGAUUAAUGAGUCAUUGGCAAAUAAGGAUUCAACAAGAAAGACAGUGAUUGGACUGCUUGACAUCUAUGGAUUUGAGGUGUUUGAUGUGAACAGUUUUGAGCAGUUCUGUAUAAACUUCUGCAAUGAAAAGCUUCAGCAGCUUUUCAUCCAGCUCACCCUCAAAUCAGAGCAAGAGGAGUAUGAGAUGGAGGGAAUUGAGUGGGAGCCAGUGCCAUACUUCAACAAUAAGAUCAUCUGUGACCUGGUGGAGGAGAAACAUAGAGGCAUCAUAUCAGUACUGGAUGAAGAAUGUCUGCGUCCUGGAGAAGCCACAGAUUUUACAUUCCUGGAGAAGCUAGAGGAGAAGAUGUGCGGUCACCCUCAUUUUGUCACGCACAAAUUGGCUGACCAGAAAACACGCAAGACCUUGGAACGAGGGGAUUUUCGACUCCUACACUAUGCCGGAGAAGUUACUUACUCGGUUGUUGGAUUUCUUGACAAAAAUAAUGAUCUUCUGUACAGGAACAUUAAAGAGGUCAUGCGACAGUCUAAGAACAGUAUUAUCCAGCAUUGCUUCCAUGCUAUUGAACCUGACGGCAAGAAAAGACCUGAGACGGUAGCCACCCAGUUUAAGAACAGCCUCGCAGGCCUCACUGAAAUCCUCAUGACCAAGGAGCCAUGGUAUGUGCGGUGCCUGAAACCCAACCACUGCAAGCAGCCAGAUCACUUUGAUGAUGUCAUGGUGAGACAUCAAGUCAAGUACCUGGGGUUAAUGGAGCACCUGAGAGUCAGGCGUGCUGGGUUUGCUUAUAGGAGAAGAUACGAAGUCUUCCUGAAAAGAUAUAAGGCUCUAUGUCCUGACACAUGGCCACACUGGAAGGGGACACCAGCAGAGGGAGUGCAGCGGCUCAUCAAACACCUUGGCUACAAACCAAACGAGUACAAGAUGGGAAGAACAAAAAUCUUCAUUCGCCAUCCCAGGACUCUUUUUGCCACUGAAGAUGCAUUUGAGGUCUGCAAGCAUGAACUGGCCACAAGAAUUCAGGCCAAAUACAAAGGCUAUAGGGUUAAAGGAGACUACCUGAGGCAGAAAGAAGCAGCUACCAAGAUUGAAACAUGUUGGCGGGGCCUUCAGGCCAGAAAAGAGAGGGAAAGAAGAGCCUGGGCUGUCAAAGUCAUCAAGAAGUUUAUUAAGGGCUUCAUGAACAGGAAUCAGCCAGUAAGCAUGGACAACUCUGAAUAUCUGGCCUUUGUCAGACAGAGCUACCUCACUCGACUCAAAGAGAAUCUGCCAAAAUCGGUAUUAGACAAAACUACCUGGCUGACUCCUCCACCAAUAAUGCAAGAGGCCUCAGUGCUCUUGCGUAAGUUGCACACACGUCUCCUCGUACGGAAGUAUGUUCGAGGGAUCAGUGCACAGCGGAAGGUGCAGCUGCAAAUCAAAGCACUGACCAGUGACAUAUUCAAAGGCAGAAAAGAGAACUACCCUCAGAGCGUAUGCCAACCCUUUGCUGACACUAGGAUAAAUGAACAAGACAUAAACAUGAAAGUCUCGCAGUUGCUUUGUCCUGAGGGCAUUGAGUACAGUGUUCCAGUGAUUAAGUAUGACAGGAAUGGCUUUCGGCCACGUUUCAGACAGCUGAUCUUCACCCAGGCUGCUGCGUAUCUGGUGGAGGAGGCCAAAAUUAAACAGAGGGUGAAUUACAGCUCACUUAAAGGGGUGUCUGUCAGCAAUUUAAGUGACAACUUCCUGAUUCUCCAUGUCACAUGUGAUGACACAAAGCAAAAAGGGGACCUGGUCUUGCAGUGCAGCUAUCUAUUUGAGGCAUUGACAAAAAUCUGUGUAGUGACAAAAAACCACAGCCUUAUCAAAGUUGUACAAGGGAGUGUGAGGUUUGACAUCCAGCCUGGCAAAGAGGGCUUUGUGGAUUUUAAGAGCAGCAGUGAAUACAUGGUCUACAGAGCCAAGAAUGGACACUUGAUGGUGGAAUCUGCACGGACAAAAUCUCGGUGACACGUUUGACCUUUCAAACCUCCUGUACAAUGGCCCAAUUAAUGCAUUUCAGUCAAGUUUAGAUGGAGGCACACAAAUUAAACACUACAAUUUGCCCUAAAAGAACCUACACUCUAGAACAGUGUUUCCUAACCGACUCCCUAAUCAAACAAACACGCUUCUCCGUCCUCUAGCCCGUGACCCGGAAACCAGUCGAACUCAGCCAUCUUGAAGGGCAUCUCAAUUCUCUUAUUUCACUGUGUGGAGGCAAGGAGCAAGGAAGCUUCCUGAGAAGUCAUGAGCGAGGACACACAGGUGUAUCCUUCUCUCACAUCCUAAGGGCGUGGAGCUAAGAUGUGAGGAAAGGAAACGUGGAUGCACAAAUUAGAAAUGAGAAGCACCCAAGGACUAGGGUUGGGAAACACUAAAAUGUAAAAUUAUUUUUCAAGGGACAAAUCAUGAAAUAUCAUUGUAAUUUAUUCACCUAGAGGAAAAGGGAAACAAGUCGGACUGGUGUAUGAAGUAGUUGGAUUUUUAUUUUUUUAUUUGUUUUGUUUGUAUAAUAGCAGGUUAAAUUCUGUAUUUUAGUUGUAUACUUUACAUUGUCUUUGUUGUGUAUUUUAUAAGCCCAUGUUUUGUUGUAAACAUCCAACUUUUAAUGUAAAUUGCUAAGUUUUUUAUCAAAUUAAUUGAGUGUGUCUUGGAUCGUGAUAAUUGUGCAUGUUUCUGAUAGACAGAAUAUAGAAAAUGAGUUGCUUCAAAGCACAAACCUUUUUUCCCCAAAUGAAGUUGAUGUGUUAAUUUAAUUUGUUAAUAUUUGAAAAUCAUAAAAGGUAACUGUUCAGUAAAAAAAAGCAAAUAUGUGUGCAAAAACAAAAAUUAUCGAAAUACUGUGUCAAUUUUGUUAGUGUAUUCUUUAUCCCAUACUGCCAAAACCUCACAACAUAGGGCAUGCCAUUGUCUGCUUUGCACUGACAAAUAUAUAACAAAUAUCUGAAACACUGGCGCAACAAUGCAUGCAUGUAGACAUACACAUCAUUUGUUUAUACAAUCAAACAUAAAAAUGCCAUUUGAUACGAGACAGAACACAUGUAAUAUCUGCAUAUAGAUCUAAUAAUUAUAAGUCCACAACAGGCAGUUGUUGUCCUUUAAAUACUUUAUCUAGCCUAGUGCAUUCAAAUUUCUGUAGCUGUUGCGGUGUUAAAAUACAGAAAACAUUAGCAUUUGUAUAACUUCAUAUAAUCAAGAUGUUUGACUAAUUUUAAUGAUUAUGAAUCAUAAUUUUUUUUAAAAGUGUUGUGAUGUCUUUGUCUCCCCCCCUGCAAAUUCAGUUCAGCCAUGUGUAAACUAUUUGUAUUAUGACUGCAGUGAUCAGAAGAUAAUAAAGUGGUUCAUUAUUUA
Molecule: messenger RNA, 4920 nt
Organism: Megalobrama amblycephala (Wuchang bream)
Lineage: Eukaryota; Metazoa; Chordata; Actinopteri; Cypriniformes; Xenocyprididae
Gene: myo1hb
Product: myosin IHb
Exons: 32
Coding region: 226-3540 (1104 amino acids)
Biological process (GO): actin filament organization; vesicle transport along actin filament
Cellular component (GO): vesicle; cytoplasm; microvillus
Molecular function (GO): microfilament motor activity; ATP binding; actin filament binding
Source: RefSeq, a predicted model, not a curated record